AUGCAUUUUUUGUACAAUAAUUCCAAAGGCGAAAUAAUUUUACAAAAUAGAAUAAAUAAUGUAUUUAUAAAUAUUGAAGUAUAUGAAACUGACAUUGAAAAAACAAAAUUUACAAUUGAUUUAGAUCAUUAUUUCAAAAUACAAGAUUCAAUAUUAAAAAUCGAUCACGAAGAAGAUUUAAAUAGAAAGAUAAACAAUUUAAUCAAUGUAUUGAAAAACAAAUGGAACCAAAAAUUACCAAUAAUGAUAAUACUGGCUAUAUCUAAUCGAGAAAAUUUAAUGAAUAAUCGUGAGUACGUCGGAAUAUUAAAUGAUCUCAUUGUAUCAACAUCAAAUCUACCACUAAUUCAUAAACAAAAAUAG
This is a messenger RNA of Adineta steineri, 363 nucleotides long. Lineage: Eukaryota; Metazoa; Rotifera; Eurotatoria; Adinetida; Adinetidae. The record is from the annotation of a GenBank genome assembly.